AUGAAAAUCUUGUCGAUUUCUGCUUUUUUCGUGCUCCUUCCAGUGGUCUUUUGUCACUACAAGCAUGCAGAAAAGGACUACAGCUGCAGGAAAUUGGUGAAUUUUCGAAGGUUUUCCGACUUGAAGUUAUGCUAAGACAGUUAUAAGCAACUCAAAGUUAGCUUAGUAGUUUUGUUACCGAGCAUUAUUCUUUUUGGAAUGUGAGACUUCACCAAAAAAAUAAUUUUACUGUUGAUUUAUUCCUUACAACUUGAAUAUAAACUAAAUUAUAGAAAAACAUACAGUUUACCCAUAAAUACAGGCGUAAUUGCAAUCUAGGCCAAUAAUGGGUCCUACGCGGAACAUUGUUCGACAGAGCGCAUUAGCCAGAGUUUUGUGCAGAUUUACGACAAUUCCAGAAUUCCCAACCGUCACCACUACUUCUAGAUAUUCAUGAUUAUUUGACUGUUGAUUUGAAUUUUCAGUCGCCACUGUCAAAGGGCUACCAUCCGGACAUGAUGUCGCGUUUCGUUGAAUUCAAACGAGAGCUCAGAAUCGGUGACGUCAUCGUCAUCCGCGGCAGACUUGGACCCGGAGUGCUGCCACAGAAGUUUUCAACCUCAGCAUUUAAAAAAUUAAAAAGAAAACAGGAGAUUCUACCUGGAUUUCCCCGUCGGACCAACUCGAUAUCUCAAACCAAAACCAGCCACUUUUCCUAGCACUUUCCAUUUCAGCGCUCAAUACGACACUGGGAAGCAGAUUGGUGCCUGGUUUGAUGUGAUUAUUUCUUUAUUUAUCUUAGAACGGAAGAAAUGGAUAAGGUAGUUGAAAAGUACAUUUAUGGUGAGGGGGAUAUUUUCUGCGCCCUCCUCGUCUCAUUUUUACAUUCUAUUUUCGUGUUUCUCUGACCUCGCCGAUGAGGGAACAGAGAGACGCAGACACUUGAAAACUCUCAAGUCGUGAUGAGGCUGAAUAAUAAAUCAAAAAAUCAAAUCAGGGCAAAGACUUCCGUGACAUCGUUACUGGAAACAAUCUGUUCACCGCAGCCCCGUUUACGAUCAAAAUCGAGUUCGUUGGAUUUUUUUUACAAAUUUUAGAAUAAUCUACAGGGUGAAACAGGCUGGGUACGAGUUCAGCAAAGACGGCGUCUACGUGGGAUAUUACGGGAGCCUCGUUUACAACACCGUUUCGAGCAUUUACAUGGAGAACGUUGCGGUCGACGAUACCCAGUGAGCAAUUUUUAGGGAAUAAAAAAACUCAUAUAAAUUAUUUCAGUUCUUGCAAUGAUGGGCCCCGUUGCGAGAGACUCCAUGGUGACAAAAUGACUGUCAUUAUUGCAGAUGGGCAUGUUCAGCACAUUAGUCAGUUUUUUUGUUAUCAAAUAUCGAGGUUUAUGUUGAUAUUCGCAAUAUUCAAGAACCUCAGCGAUGAGGAAUGAAAUACCUCUGCAGUUUUUUGAAAGAAAAUGAAAGAAUUGAAUCUCAAACCAAAUAUUUUUUGAUUUCAGUUGGAUCGUGUCGCUGGUAG
Messenger RNA from Caenorhabditis auriculariae, 1506 nucleotides. The record is from the annotation of a GenBank genome assembly. Lineage: Eukaryota; Metazoa; Nematoda; Chromadorea; Rhabditida; Rhabditidae.